UUAAAGAUCGCUUUUAGAGCCAUUAAUGAUAAUUGGUUAUUUAGUACCACCAACUCAAGAUGCCGUAAAUUACAUAACAAUGACAAUUGAACAAGACGGACAAAAUAGCAAAUUUGUGACGUGGACUGAUUAUGGUGCUGAAUUCAAAGGAUGUGAGGUAACGUACAGUCUAACUGUAAAUGAUAGUCCGAUAGAAACGGAAUUAACCACCAACACCUACAUCUUUACCAAUGAACUGACGGAAACCUGCAAGAACAUGGUUAAAGUGGUGGCAACAGUUUCGGGAGUUAUUGGAACCCCCGGAGAUAUCUCCAUAGUAGUACCACCAACUCAAGAUGCCGUAAAUGACAUAACAAUGACAAUUGUGCAAGACGGAGAAAACAGCAAAUUUGUGACAUGGACUGAUUAUGGCACUGAAUUCGAAGGAUGUGAGGUAACGUACAGUCUAACUGUAAACGGCAUUCCGAUAGAAACGGAAUUAACCACCAACACCUACACCUUUACCAAUGAACUGACGGAAACCUGCAAGAACAUGGUUAAAGUGGUGGCAUCAGUCUCGGGAGUUUUUGGAACAGCCGGAGAUAUCUCCAUUGUAGUACCACCAACUCAAGAUGCCGUAAAUGACAUAACAAUGACAAUUGUGCAAGACGGAGAAAACAGCAAAUUUGUGACAUGGACUGAUUAUGGCACUGAAUUCGAAGGAUGUGAGGUAACGUACAGUCUAACUGUAAACGGCAUUCCGAUAGAAACGGAAUUAACCACCAACACCUACACCUUUACCAAUGAACUGACGGAAACCUGCAAGAACAUGGUUAAAGUGGUGGCAUCAGUCUCGGGAGUUUUUGGAACAGCCGGAGAUAUCUCCAUUGUAGUACCACCAACUCAAGAUGCCGUAAAUGACAUAACAAUGACAAUUGUGCAAGACGGAGAAAACAGCAAAUUUGUGACAUGGACUGAUUAUGGCACUGAAUUCGAAGGAUGUGAGGUAACGUACAGUCUAACUGUAAACGGCAUUCCGAUAGAAACGGAAUUAACCACCAACACCUACACCUUUACCAAUGAACUGACGGAAACCUGCAAGAACAUGGUUAAAGUGGUGGCAUCAGUCUCGGGAGUUUUUGGAACAGCCGGAGAUAUCUCCAUUGUAGUACCACCAACUCAAGAUGCCGUAAAUGACAUAACAAUGACAAUUGUGCAAGACGGAGAAAACAGCAAAUUUGUGACAUGGACUGAUUAUGGCACUGAAUUCGAAGGAUGUGAGGUAACGUACAGUCUAACUGUAAACGGCAUUCCGAUAGAAACGGAAUUAACCACCAACACCUACACCUUUACCAAUGAACUGACGGAAACCUGCAAGAACAUGGUUAAAGUGGUGGCAUCAGUCUCGGGAGUUUUUGGAACAGCCGGAGAUAUCUCCAUUGUAGUACCACCAACUCAAGAUGCCGUAAAUGACAUAACAAUGACAAUUGUGCAAGACGGACAAAAUAGCAAAAUUGUGACGUGGACUGAUUAUGGCACUGAAUUCGAAGGAUGUGAGGUAACGUACAGUCUAACCGUAAACGACAGUCCGAUAGAAACGGAAUUAACCACCAACACCUACACCUUUACCAACGAACUGACGGAAAACUGCAAGAGCAAUAAGGUGGAAGUGGUGGCAUCAGUCUCGGGAGUUAUUGGAACACCCGGAGAUAUCUCUAUAGUAGUACCACCAAUUCAGGAUGCCGUAAAUGACAUAACAAUGACAAUUGUGCAAGAUGGAGAAAACAGCAAAUUUGUGACAUGGACUGAUUAUGGUACUGAAUUCGAUGAAUGUGAGGUAACGUACAGUCUAAGUGUAAACGGCAUUCCGAUAGAAACAGAAUUAACCACCAACACCUACACCUUUACCAACGAACUGACGGAAAACUGCAAAAGCAAUAAGGUGGAAGUGGUGGCAUCAGUCUCGGGAGUUAUUGGAAUACCCGGAGAUAUCUCCAUAGUAGUACCACCAACUCAAGAUGCCGUAAAUGACAUAACAAUGACAAUUGAGCAAGACGACCAAGAUAGUAAAAUUGUGACGUGGACUAAUUAUGGUACUGAAUUCGAAGGAUGUCAGGUAACGUACAGUCUAACCGUAAACGACAGUCCGAUAGAAACGGAAUUAACCAUCAACACCUACACCUUUACCAACGAACUGACGGAAAACUGCAAGAGCAAUAAGGUGGAAGUGGUGGCAUCAGUCUCGGGAGUUAUUGGAAUCCCCGGAGAUAUCUCCAUAGCAGUACCACUAACUCAAGAUGCCGUAAAUGACAUAACAAUGACAAUUGUACAAGAUGGACAAAAUAGCAAACUUGUGACGUGGACUGAUUAUGGUACUGAAUUCGAAGGGUGUGAGGUAACGUACAGUCUAACUGUAAACGACAUUCCGAUAGACAGGGAAUUAACCAUCAACACCUACACCUUUACCAACGAACUGACGGAAAACUGCAAGAGCAAUAAGGUGGAAGUGGUGGCAUCAGUCUCGGGAGUUAUUGGAACCCCCGGAGAUAUCUCCAUAGUAGUACCACCAACUCAAGAUGCCGUAAAUGACAUAACAAUGGCAAUUGUGCAAGACGACCAAAAUAGUAAAAUUGUGACGUGGACUGAUUAUGGCACUGAAUUCGAAGGGUGUGAGGUAACGUACAGUCUAACUGUAAACGACAUUCCGAUAGACAGGGAAUUAACCAUCAACACCUACACUUUUACCAACGAACUGACGGAAAACUGCAAGAGCAAUAAGGUCGAAGUGGUGGCAUCAGUCUCGGGAGUUAUUGGAACCCCCGGAGAUAUCUCCAUAGUAUUACCACCAACUCAAGAUGCCGUAAAUGACAUAACAAUGACAAUUGAGCAAGACGACCAAGAUAGUAAAAUUGAUAACCACCAACACCUACACCUUUACCAAUGA
Onthophagus taurus is the source of this 2923-nucleotide messenger RNA. Lineage: Eukaryota; Metazoa; Arthropoda; Insecta; Coleoptera; Scarabaeidae. The record is from RefSeq and is a predicted model, not a curated record.